This is a messenger RNA of Symbiodinium sp. CCMP2592, 462 nucleotides long. The record is from the annotation of a GenBank genome assembly. Lineage: Eukaryota; Dinophyceae; Suessiales; Symbiodiniaceae.
AUGCAUAGUCGGCGCUGUGACCGAUCCUGGCGAAGCACGCAACAGCAGAUGAGUGCAGCGCCUCCGGUGACGGUGUCCAUGGCAAGUGAUGCGAGCAGCACAACACCCACUGCUCAGCCUGAGCUCCCCAACUUGGUGGCACCGGCGGCAGGAUCAAGGCAGAUGGUCGAAGAACAGCCGGUCGCUGCUGUGGUUGGUGCCAUGGGUGCCAUUGGUGCCACGAGUCGGGGUGAUGCCAUGAGCUCUAACCACGGAGGAGGUUGGACAGCUGAGUCUGAGUCUGGUGCUCUAGCGAAUGGUGGUGCAACGUACUCGACGGCUGCACUGUCGAGUGGUUGCACUGCUGUUUCCGAGCAGCAUGGUGAGUCAGCGACGCCACUAGUGCUUCCAGGGACUCCUUCAGCAGAAACUGUUGAUCCCGUUAUGGAGGCUUGUGCAUUUGAUUUGGCAACUCUUGAUUGA